Messenger RNA from Tripterygium wilfordii, 1745 nucleotides. RefSeq lists its product as uncharacterized. Lineage: Eukaryota; Viridiplantae; Streptophyta; Magnoliopsida; Celastrales; Celastraceae. The record is from RefSeq and is a predicted model, not a curated record. The transcript is spliced from 6 exons. The coding region runs from base 33 to 1361 and encodes 442 amino acids.
UUUCUGCAGAAAUUCUAAACAAUCGCCCAGUAAUGGCUUCCUCCACGUUACCGUUACUCCACGUAUCUCCUCCGUCUUCCCGCCGAAACCACCUCCUCCGCCUCUCCACCAGCAAUGCAAAAUCCACGCUCUCACAUCAAUGCUUAAACAAGAGCCUUCUCUCCUGUCCAUUAUCUUUUAAAUCAGGAAAUGUGAUCCGGUCAGUUGAGGUACGGUCACAGCUGAGGCAGCCGAUCAUUUCUCCUGACGACCACUGGGGCACAUGGACCGCUCUCUUUGCCGCCGGUGCCUUCGGACUCUGGUCUGAGAGAACCAAAUUAGGAAGCAUGGUUAGCGCGGCCUUGGUGAGCACUUUGGUUGGGCUGGCAGCGAGUAAUCUAGGCAUCAUACCUUACGAAACCAAGGUGUAUUCGGCGGUCUUGGAGUUUUUGCUACCAUUAACCGUUCCUAUGCUUUUGUUUAGGGCAGACUUGCGUCGCAUUGUGCGGUCCACCGGGGAAUUGCUCUUAGCUUUCUUGCUAGGUUCAGUUGCAACCAUAGUUGGGACGGUAGUGGCUUUUCUGAUGGUGCCUAUGCGGUCACUUGGUCAAGACAAUUGGAAAAUAGCUGCUGCGCUCAUGGGUAGUUAUAUUGGUGGAACUGUUAAUUAUGUUGCAAUUUCAGAAGCUCUUGGUGUUUCCCCAUCAGUUUUGGCUGCUGGGGUAGCAGCAGACAAUAUUAUCUGUGCUAUAUACUUUGUGGUAUUAUUUGCAUUGGCCUCCAGAAUACCUCCUGAAGCUUCAAAAUCACAUAAUGAAGUUGAAAUGGAUUUGGAGUCUGAAUCUGGGGGAAAUAGCCAAGCAGAAAGGGCUGCUAUUGCUCUCGUCGUGUCCUUUAUGAUAUGUAAGACUGCCUCUUACAUUACAAACUUAUGCAAUAUUCCGGGAGGCAGUCUCCCGGGAAUAACAACAAUUGCUGUCAUUUUGGCAACUUUAUUUCCUGCACAAUUUCAUUAUCUUACACCUGCUGGUGAUGCCAUGGCCCUGGUUCUGAUGCAGGUUUUUUUCACGGUGGUGGGUGCAACUGGAAGCAUAUGGAAUGUAAUCAAUACAACACCUAGUAUUUUUUUGUUUGCACUUGUUCAAGUAGCUGUUCAUCUUGCUUUGAUCCUUGGAUUGGGAAAGCUUUUUCGCCUUGAUUUGAAAUUGUUACUUCUGGCAUCAAAUGCCAAUGUUGGAGGUCCUACAACAGCAUGUGGGAUGGCCUCAACCAAAGGAUGGGGUUCUUUGGUUGUUCCUGCAAUUCUUGCAGGCAUCUUCGGAGUUUCCAUUGCUACUUUUCUUGGCAUCGGCUUUGGCCAUUUGGUCCUUAAACAGUUGUAGAAUUUACCAAUUCAAGAUUUUAGAGCAAUGCUAUACCAUCACUUAUUGCUAUUGUAUUGAAUUUUUGUACUAUAAGAAGUAAAGCCACAUCAUAUGUCAUCACAAUCUUCCUUUACAUGACUGAUACUCUUCAUUUAUAAUCAGUUCCCAGUGGUUGGAGCAGUGUAUCGGUGCUUGUGUUGGCACCAAAAAAUUAUUAACCAGGUGAUCAUAUAUUGACCUUUGAACAAAGUGGAUAUAUUUUUGAAUCCGAGCUUCUUAUUUUUUGGGAUCCUUGCUUAGCUGAAGUCUAAAAUACAUGAAACUUUUUUAGACACAAAAUUUAUUCCCUCAGCCUACAUAGUCCAUAUAGGUUUCAAUCUGCUCCGUUCUUUAUAAACAUUC